This is a messenger RNA of Menidia menidia (Atlantic silverside), 900 nucleotides long. Lineage: Eukaryota; Metazoa; Chordata; Actinopteri; Atheriniformes; Atherinopsidae. The record is from the annotation of a GenBank genome assembly.
GUGCGUAGCUGCUGGAACCGGAUGUGUCGUCUUCUAAACGCGACGCGACCGGAUGUUCCAGUGUAUCGAAAGGAAAGCGCAAGAAAGGCAUUCAUAAUGAACAGUCGGGGACUCCGCUCUCAGCUCAGGGACAGCGUACCUGUGGCAGGUCUCUGUCCACAGGGAGCAUACGGAGUUCAGGACUCUUUACGCAGCGGCUUUACCAGUGUAAAGAAUGAGCUCCUUCCAAGCCAUCCGCUGGAGCUGUCAGAAAAAAAUUUUCAGCUGAACCAGGACAAGAUGAAUUUCUCCACUCUGAGAAACAUACAAGGUCUUCAUGCUCCGCUCAAAUUGCAGAUGGAGUUCAGGGCAGCCAAACAGAUCACACGUCUACCAUUCUUACCAAGCUCAAACUUGGCUCUCGACACACUGCGUGGCAGCGACGAGUCCAUCGGCUUCGAGGACGUCCUCAAUGAUCCGACCCAAAGUGAGAUGAUGGGGGAGCCACACACGAUGGUGGAAUACAAACUGGGAUUGUUGUGAAAGACCAACAUAAUCCACACUUACAGUUUAGGUUACUGUGUCUGCAUAUGUUUAAUCUCCCAUUCCGAAACAGAAGCGAAAAUCUCCGCCACCUCAGCAGCUGGAAUCUUUCUUUUUCUUUUUCGUGGUUUUGAGCAGGAGGUGGUUCUGUAUGUGCACUGGGUGACUUUGUAAAUGAGAUAUAUGCAGUUUUACAGCGGUCACUCAAGACAGGCAUCUAUGGAUGCCUUUCUCUGAUUGAAAUUGGUUAUUUCUAAUAAACUUCAUAACCUUCAUUUUGUGGUUCAAUUUAUUUUCUCAUUAACUGUGAUAUUUAAUUUUCAUUAUAAAACCCCCUGGUUUCCCUCUGGGAUUAUUAAAGUAUUUCUGAUUCUGAUU